This is a messenger RNA of Chanos chanos (milkfish), 2541 nucleotides long. Its product is annotated as atrial natriuretic peptide receptor 2. Lineage: Eukaryota; Metazoa; Chordata; Actinopteri; Gonorynchiformes; Chanidae. Gene Ontology annotation, biological process: receptor guanylyl cyclase signaling pathway; cGMP biosynthetic process; intracellular signal transduction. Gene Ontology annotation, molecular function: adenylate cyclase activity; peptide receptor activity; protein kinase activity. Bases 1 to 2541 code for a protein of 846 amino acids. The record is from RefSeq and is a predicted model, not a curated record. Gene Ontology annotation, cellular component: plasma membrane. The transcript has 22 exons.
AUGCUAUUCAUCAGCACAGCUGUGGGAUGGCACGACCUGGAUAACAGCGAGUACGACUGCUGGCCGUUAGACAACCCGGACGAGCUCAAUAUGAUUGAUUGUGGCGGUCUUGAGAUGGCCUGGGUUUUAAGACCCCCUGAGAAGGUGUUAAGUGGUGAGGAGUUUAAUGUGAUAUACUCAGUGACAGUUAGAGAUGAGUUUUAUCAGUGGGCUGUGGACAAUGACGUCUUCAUACACAGGUCAAUUAAAGAUGCAACAGAAGCUAGAAGGUUCUGUGAAGAACAUGAGUGUCCCUCAAACUGGAAAGAUGCUAAUGGAGAAAACUGCUGCAUCCAUCAUGCCAACAUCCACUCCUGUCCUAUGGGAUACAUGGCAGAGGAGAGGAUCUGUGGACCUUGGAUUCCUGAUGAUGGUAGAAUCUUCACUCAUACCAUCUCCACUGCAGGCAAAAUGACCCAGACCAACUGGACUGCCAAGGUGGUGCUUUUUCAUGAGGGGAUGACCUCGCUCAUCGCCCACAUAAGGGUGGGAAACAUGCAGGUCGCUCUGGAGUCCAAGAGCUAUGUCCAACCCGCUAUCAUGUGUGGGGAUGGUGUGUGUGAUGAAGAAGAGGGCUGUUCUAAAUGUCCGGCUGAUUGUGGGGACUGUCCCCUCAGCGCUGCUAUACGAGCCACCAUCGGCCUGACUGUCACCAUCUUCCUCAUAAGUUUCUUCAUUACUGCUAUGUGGUUUAGGUAUCAGAAGCAGAAGCUGCUUUGGGAUGAAAGCUGGAUAAUUAACUACAGUGAGAUAAAACAAGACCACGUUGCCAGGGCGACCAUGGGGAGUAUAAUGAGUGUUCCGUUAGCGAACAGUGACUCAAACGCAAGCUGUGUGACAGCCCUCAGCUCCUGUACUGGAGUCACUGCGUCCCGCAAACAACUCUUCACACACACAGGCAUUUAUGAUGGACGCACUGUUGCCAUUAAGAAGAUUAGAACUAAGACAUUUUCUCUCUCAAAGACAAUUCGCCAGGAAGUCAAACAAGUCAGAGAGUUGGAUCAUCCAAAUCUCUGUAAGUUUUUUGGAGGAUGCAUAGAGGUCCCAAAUGUUGCUAUAGUAACAGAGUAUUGUCCCAAAGGCAGCCUCAAUGAUGUGCUUCUGAAUGAUGAGAUUCCUCUCAACUGGGGCUUCAGGUUUUCCUUCGCUACAGAUAUAGCCCGAGGCAUGUCUUAUCUCCAUCAGCAUAAAAUCUGCCACGGCCGUCUGAAAUCUGCCAACUGUGUCAUCGACGAUCGCUGGGUCUGCAAAAUCACAGAUUUCUGUCUGUGGACGUAUCGUCGGGAAGACUCUGCUGAACCGCUGAGUACAUAUCAACAGAGAGUGGUAGAGGUUUACACUCCACCUGAGGCCCACAACAACAACAUGGAGCCAACACUGGCUGGAGAUGUGUUCAGUUAUUCAAUAAUAUUACUUGAGAUAGCGACUCGAAACGACCCAGUUCCGGUAGAGGACAGCUCUCUGGAGUGUGCGUGGUGUCCCCCACUUCCUGAGCUCAUUUCAGGAAAAUCUGAGAACACCUGUCCGUGUCCUGCUGAAUAUGUGGAGCUGAUCCGGAGGUGCCGUUCCCAUAAUCCUGUUCACAGGCCCACUUUUGAACAGAUCAAGAAGUUUGUCCACAGAAUUAACCCUCACAAAGUCAGCCCAGUGGAUAUGAUGAUGAACCUGAUGGAGAAGUACAGUAAGCAUCUGGAGGUUCUGGUUGCUGAGAGGACUCAAGAUCUGAUGCAUGAGAAGCAGAAGACAGACCGACUUCUCUACAGUAUGCUGCCCAAACAAGUGGCUGAUGAUCUGAGACAAGGGAAGCCUUCUCAGGCCCAAAGUUACGUCAGUGCCACCGUCUUCUUCAGUGACAUUGUCGGCUUCACUCAGCUAUCAAGUACCAGUACGCCCUAUCAGGUGGUGGACUUCCUCAACAAGCUGUACACCACAUUUGAUGAAAUUAUUGACAAUUAUGAUGUCUACAAAGUGGAGACUAUUGGGGAUGCUUACAUGGUGGUGUCAGGUGUACCGCGGGAGAAUGGAAUCCUUCAUGCAUCUGAGAUUGCCAGCAUGGCUCUGGACCUGGUGUCCGUCUGCAAGACCUUUCGCAUUCCUCACAAGCCGAACAACCAACUGCAGAUCCGUGCAGGAAUACACUCAGGUCCUGUCGUGGCAGGUGUGGUGGGCACCAAGAUGCCACGUUAUUGUCUGUUUGGAGACACUGUCAACACAGCGUCACGGAUGGAGUCAACCAGUGAAGCUCUGAAGAUCCAGUGUAGCUCCAGUGCGUACUACUUGUUGGAGGAGAUUGGUGGCUACGUGCUCCACUGCAGAGGUGUUCUGCAGGUGAAGGGUAAAGGGGACAUGGUCACAUACUGGUUGGAGGGAAAGCAGACGGCACCGAUGAUUAAAGAGAAUAAGAAACCAGUAACAGUUCAGGAGCCUGAGAAGGAGCACUACGCCAAUAUCCCAGGAUGCCUAAAUCCCAACGACACUGACCCCCUGUUUGACCCUGCCUAA